UCACUUCCACUCCCUCACUCACUCCCUCCCAAAGGGACCACUUGGUGUGGUCACAAAAAAUCUUAGUGCUGCUAUAGUAACUGUGCAAUUGCUACUUACUGAUAGUAUUUGCUAAUAGUUAGAAGCGUACUAGGUUGUUGUUAUUAUAUACUAUAGUAGACAUGGCUGUUCCUCCUGUUCCAAUUGAGGGAGCAUUGACAUCAUUACCUGAUCAGGAACAAGAGAAUUCUAUUAUAGUAUCAGCUCUUACCCAUGUUAUUUCAUCAUCUUCUUCUACUAUGAGGACUAACACUAUUCAAUUUCAUGGUGAUUAUCUCCCAAUUCUUGAUGGUCCCAAAGUACAACAAGGGGAAUUAGAAUCAGGAAUGGUACUAGGAGGCAGAGCCAUGUCAUGGGGAGCAGGUGGGUCCCGCAAUGCUGACACGUGUCAGGUGUGCCAGAUCAGCGGCUGCCUGGGGUGCAACUUCUUCUGGCCGCAGCAGGUGGAGGCGGAGGAGAAGGGGAGGAUCAUGAGGAGGAAGAAGAAGAAUUACAGGGGAGUGAGACAGAGAGCUUGGGGGAAAUGGGUGGCGGAGAUUCGAGACCCGCGUAGAGCAACUCGUGUAUGGCUGGGGACGUUUGAGACGGCGGAGAAAGCUGCCAGGGCGUAUGAUAAAGCUGCCAUUGAGUUUCAUGGGGAGAAAGCUAAGACCAAUUUCGCGUUCUCUGAGUAUGCUGCUGCAAAUAUUGCACAAGAGAAGCAGCAGAGUGUGGUGGUGGCAGAGCAAAAGCAGGGUGGUGCAGGGUUGAAUUACAACCAAACAAAACCCAACAACGUUUCAUCAUCUUCAUCUCAAACGCAGGCCACCUGAGAUGAAUUAUCUCGAGAAAAUUGCUCAGUUUCAUCAUCCUUCAAGAGUUGCUUAACACAUGGAGUUCAUCUUUUCAAGAGUUUUAAACUUUCCUUCCAAGUUCAAAAUAAUUAUUGUUUUUUAAUUCUUCUAUAUUAGUUAGUAGUUAUUUUGCAUUGUGUAGGAAUCAAAUUUAUGUUUCAAAUUUUUGGAACAUCGAUUUGACGUACUGAAUUUCUUCAAAAAUAUCAGUUUCAGUAUU
Molecule: messenger RNA, 1092 nt
Organism: Lotus japonicus
Lineage: Eukaryota; Viridiplantae; Streptophyta; Magnoliopsida; Fabales; Fabaceae
Product: ethylene-responsive transcription factor ERF109-like
Exons: 1
Coding region: 162-851 (229 amino acids)
Biological process (GO): ethylene-activated signaling pathway; regulation of DNA-templated transcription
Molecular function (GO): DNA binding; DNA-binding transcription factor activity
Source: RefSeq, a predicted model, not a curated record